GUCGACGGUACUUGAAUUUAUUAAUAAGAUAAUAAAAUACCAGCGAUUUUAAGGUUGAUUUCGAAAUUUGUUUUCAAUCAUGUUUAUUUUGGUGUGAAUUAUCAAGAAUUUUUAGUUUAAAAUGAAGAAGUGCUGGUUUUGUGGUGAAAGCAACUCUUACAUUGUUAGUUCUGGAAUAUCUGGCAAGACUCCUUCGAAAAAUGGCAAAGUUAGUGUACAAAGAACAGUCACAUUAGGUGACGGGGAAGAACCAGCUGUAAUUCAGCAAAAUCAUGAAGUAACAGUGAAUAGCCGGAAUCACAAGCCUUCGGUACCAAAUAGAAACCUUACCAAUCAGAACGAAACUCCAGACAAGGAACUUGAUGAAAUUAAGUCAAGAUACGACAAUACUUCACAAAUUGUGUCUAAAGAAUAUAAAAACUCAAAUCCGAAAAGUAGUACUUCAACUAAAAUCGAAAUAUCGGCAAUCACUCUAGAAAUACAGGAACCAAGAAGCGCGACAAGAACAGAUAAUUAUUCAUCAGCUACAUCGACUCUGGAAAAAAAGCACCGAGCACCUGAACCUCCUAGCGAAAUUGCGCCGCUUGCCAGAGAAUCAGAAAAUUAUUUGUUGCGAGCUCCUUCAAUAAGAGAGAGUUUAUCAAGAGCAUCCUCAGCAAGUUCACUAGAUAUAACAAAUGAAAAUGGUACCAAUGGAGGUGGUUUAGCAGAAGAAAGCCAACAAAUGAGAAGGCGGUCUGGUGUUCAAGUAAGUGCUCCAACGACCGUCGAAGUUUCCGCUAAUGAACAGUUGCCAGUGUUUGCAAAGAGUACCGAAGAUGAAGAGGGCAUCAGGAAAGCAAUCGAGGCAAAUGAAUUUCUGAGCAAAAUUCUUUCUGGAAAACGACUAAAUGAUAUCAUCAAUGCCAUGCAACUCCGAGAUGUGCCAGCUAAGAAAACCCUCAUUAAACAAGGCGAUAAAGGCUCGGAAAUGUUUGUCUCCAAAAGCGGAAAAUAUAAAAUUUUGGUGAAUAGGAAAGUUGUGGAUGAAUUCGAUAAUACACGAGUGUUUGGAGAACUGGCAAUCUUGUACAAUGCUAAAAGAUUGGCUACAAUUCAAGCAGUAACGGCCGGUCAAGUUUGGGUUUUAGAGCGUCAACUUUAUCAAAAAAUUGUCAUUAGUUCAAAUCUUAAAGAACAAGAUGAAAAUCUACAUUUUCUACAAAACGUUGAAUACCUAAACGUAGUCGAUGUUGACGUUUUAAGGCAAGUUUCCAACUUAUUGAAGCCAGAAUUUUUCGCUCCUGGAACUGUUAUUAUCCGACAAGGAGACAAGGGAGAUAAAUUUUAUAUAAUUCGAGCAGGUGUAGUAACAGUUUCAAAAAGUGGCGAAGGUGUACUUGGAAUGCUUCAAAAAGGAAAAUGUUUUGGAGAAAAGGCUUUACAAAAAGAAGAUACAAGACAGGCAACAGUAACAGCUGAAGCCCCAGGUGUAGAAUGUUUGACUUUAACAAGAAGAGAUUUUAUCAAUCAUUUUGGAGAUGUGGAAAUUCCAAUGAUCAUGGUGAAAAAAGUUAGUGACAUGAAAACUGAUAUGUUGGGUGAAUAUCAGGAUAUUAUAUUGGAAGAUUUGAAAAUUAUCAAGACGUUAGGUGUUGGAGGAUUUGGAAGAGUAGAACUAGUUCAACAUAAAAAGCACAAAAACAAAGUCUUCGCCUUGAAAUAUCUCAAAAAAAUCGAAAUCGUUUACCAAAACCAACAAGAACAUGUUUAUAACGAAAAAAUGAUACAGAUGAAUUGUCGAUCUCCAUUUAUUGCAAGACUUUAUAGGACUUAUAAAGACAACAAAUAUGUAUAUUUUUUAAUGGAAUCAUGUUUGGGAGGAGAUUUAUUUUCACUUUUGCACAAGCAAAAAGGAAAACGUUUUGAAGAAAAAGAUGCCAAAUUUUUAUCUGCAUGUGUUGUUGAAGCAUUGGAGCAUCUACACAGUAAAGGCAUUGUGUACAGAGAUCUUAAACCUGAAAAUCUGCUGUUGGAUAAAAAUGGUUACUUGAAACUGACUGAUUUUGGUUUUGCCAAAAAAAUGCCCCCCAGAGGAAAAACUUUUACAUUUGCCGGCACCCCUGAAUAUGUAGCCCCAGAAAUCGUACUCAAUAGAGGACACGAUAGGGCUGUUGACUAUUGGGCAUUUGGAGCGUUUAUUUUCGAAUUAUUGACAGGAAGAACACCAUUCCGUACAGGCGAUAGCAGUCACAUGAGAACUUAUAAUAAGAUAUUGAAUGGCAUUGACAAUGUAAAUUUUCCAACUUAUAUGAAUCCAAAGGCCAGAAAUAUGAUCGAGAAAUUAUGUAGGCCAGUGCCAGCAGAAAGGUUGGGAAUGCAGAGAGGAGGAACCAGGGAUAUUAAAGCUCAUAAAUGGUACCAAGGUUUUGAUUGGCAAAAAUUCCAACAUUUGUCAAUGCCAUCCUCCUUCAAACCAAAAUUGAAAGAUGCUAUAGAUACAAGUAAUUUUGAUUUCUUCAAGCAGGAUAAGGACUUUCCACCUGAUGAAACUUCUGGUUGGGAUAUACAUUUUUAACAGCAUAUAGUUAGUAUCCUGACAUUUCACAAUGUGGAAGGAAUAAUACAAUAUUUUUUUAACACUGAAAAUUUGAAAGAAAAUAAAACCCCUGAACAGUGAUAAUAUAGAUAAUAUUUUAUAUUUCAAUUAAUAUUUUCAAAUAAAUACAAAUACAAUGUUAUAGUACAACAAAAAAAAUCAUUCAUGUUCAAGCCACACAUUGAACUUAGUUAAUGAAUUGUAAUUGUAUGCAGUAAUUAUAGAAAACCAUAAUAAAUUUUUAAAAUUUGUUCCCAUACCCUAUUUACCUCAAAAUUUAAAAUUUUAAAGUUAAAAUUAGGAAAAGACCUCAUAAAAAUUAAAAUAAACAAGUAUGUAUGUACAGAGUCCUUAUUUUCUAUUAUGUGACUGGUAAGUAGGACUACUGCCUAGGCGAUAGGCUUGUAUUUGGAAAAACAUUUAAAUACAAAAAUUCUCAAAUACUGCUUUACCUAUAGCUUCAAUAUUUUGUAAGAAUUAGGUAAAAAGGCAUAGAACUAUGAAAUGCCAAUGAAAAUAAGAUGUUUUUCUAUGAUUGAAUCAGAAUAAGUUUUAAAACUUAAUUACUUUUCUUGAGAGUUUUACUUUCAAUUUACUAUAAACUAUGUAACAUACCUAGUUCAUAUUAAAUUUAUUGUAAUACUUAUGUGCCAUGCUGCAUAAAUAGUGAAUAUAACUGCUCAUUCCAUAAUUUGGAAUUUAUUUAAAUGAAAAUGUAAACAGAUAUUUAAGCCCUAACUAAAAAAAAAAAAAAAAACAAAUAAUCAAAAUCUUCAAACUGUCUUUAACUUCCUUGAGGCACAUUCCCUAAAUUACCACUUAAAAGUUGCUGCGCAGAUCUAGCAGCAAUAGUCGGGUCAUAAAUUAACUGUGUGGGUUGUAAGGGAACUGAAAAAGUUUGUGGAACAGAUACUGCUGGAUAAUUAACUGGUGGGUAACUUAAAUUCACUGUUUCGCCUUGUGCAUAAGUCGUUUGACUUGGUGUUGUUGUACUUUGAGGUUGCCCGUAGCUAAAUUGAGCCAAAUUCGGUUGAAAACUGCUUGGAUUGUACAUUGGAAUUUGGGGAAGUGUUGGGAAUUGGGGUAUUGAUACUGGCGGAGCAGUAUAUUGGCUAAGAGGAGGGGCAUUUGGUAAAUUACUGGCGCUUGUGAGCUGACUUUUUGGAAUUUGAGGAGUUGCAAUUUGGAGAGGUUGAGGAGUAGCAUCUUGGGACAAUUGAGAAGUUGGAAUUUGAGGAGCUGGGAUUUGGGGAAGUUUACAUGCUGGACUGGGAUAAGAUUUUGGAGUUUCAGGCGCAGGUUGACUUAUAGGGAUCACACUUGGAGUGAACUGAGGCAACGAAGUUGGGGGAACUACAUUUGAAACUCCAACAAAAUGUGGAGUACUUGUCAAAGGACUGGUUGGAGUGGUAGCGGGUGCUCCUAGAUUCAAUCCAGCAGUAUUUUGUAUUAAAUUUGAAAUAUCUUGUGGGGCGCUUACUGUACUACUUAUAACUGGAGCACUAGAUGAUGUUGCUACUGGUGUUGUUGCUACAUUCACAUGACUUUGCUGGGAAGGUAUAUUCGCUGGUGGCCCGUAUGUGGUAUUUUGAGUCUCUGAAGGUGGAUGAGCACGAACAGGAAUUCGAUGAAGAUAUCCAUAGCCAAUCCCGCA
Molecule: messenger RNA, 4232 nt
Organism: Ceutorhynchus assimilis (cabbage seed weevil)
Lineage: Eukaryota; Metazoa; Arthropoda; Insecta; Coleoptera; Curculionidae
Source: the annotation of a GenBank genome assembly